AUGAAACGACGAUCUCCCUUGUUGGGAUUGUUUCUGAUCGCAGAUGUAGCUAUAUCAAUCCUCGCCAUGGGUUUCUACUCCUCUAGCUGGAACUUCGACUUCGAUCUCAUAAUUAAAAAUCUACUAUUUCUCGAUGGUUACAACUAUUUCACAAAUCCAAUCGAUUUCCUACUGCUAGCAAUCUUACGACUUGCUCUGGUCGUCGUUGCCGUAGUGCUCAUCACCCUCCACUAUGAAAAUGUCGCCACAACAAUGUUUAUGCCAAUGUUGGGUGUAGCUACAUUCUGCUAUUCCUAUACUCUGGUGAAGUUCCUCGCAUUUUCUGAGGAUGUACAGAUGUUAUACUAUCCGGGAGUAUGGUUCUCGAUCAUAUGGUCGAUUUUAGCGGCUUUAUUAUUCGCACUCGUUUGGUAUUUCAUUUUAACCGCACACGAAUUCGACUAUCAACGUCUAGUCUCUGAACGAUUCAAUUCCGUGAAUCGCACAACUUCCACUGUUGAAACAGCUGCUGACAGAAACAGCUCAGAUAGCGUGUCUGAACAUCUUAUUGAAGAUAUAUCUCCAAAACGAAUAAGCACACUUGAUCACGUAUUUGCACUCCUGAGAUACUGCCGCUACCAUUGGUUCUGGUUCACACUAGGUUUUAUAUUUCUUGUUGUCUAUGCUAUUGCGCGUGUAUUCAUACCAAAGUAUACUGGCGAUGUUAUAUCAAAUAUUGUGAAAAAAGCCGGUGUCGCCGCAUUAAUACAUUCUGUGCUGAUUAUGGGAGCUUUAACUAUGAUAAGCACUUUCUUCGGUGGUCUUCGUGGUGGUUGUUUUGAUUAUGCCACAGCGCUUGUUAGUCGACAAGUUCGUAUGGACCUUUUCCGAUCGUUAGUCCAUCAGGAAAUCGGUUUUUUUGACAUAACCAAAUCUGGUAUUGGUGAAAUGGUAUCUCGUUUGACAUCUGACUGUCAAACAAUGUCCACCACAGUGUCAACGAAUCUCAAUGUCUUUUUGAGAAAUGGUGUUAUGCUUAUCGGAGCGAUGGUUUUCAUGUUCGUCAUGUCAUGGCGCUUAUCGUUG
Messenger RNA from Strongylus vulgaris, 1065 nucleotides. NCBI's taxonomy places the organism in Eukaryota, Metazoa, Nematoda, Chromadorea, Rhabditida, Strongylidae. The record is from the annotation of a GenBank genome assembly.